Setaria italica (foxtail millet) is the source of this 2382-nucleotide messenger RNA. RefSeq lists its product as uncharacterized. The transcript is spliced from 5 exons. Lineage: Eukaryota; Viridiplantae; Streptophyta; Magnoliopsida; Poales; Poaceae. Bases 1 to 2382 code for a protein of 793 amino acids. The record is from RefSeq and is a predicted model, not a curated record.
AUGAUCGGGGCAUUCAUCUCGAGGACCACCUGCGAGACCCUCGUCCACAAGAUCGGGUGUGUCAAGCCCCACUCCACCAAGGAGCUGCUGGGCAUCGUCACCAACCACACCUCCGGAGAGGAGGCGGUGGUUGUGAUCUUCAAUAAGGGGAGAGGCGCUGCCAGGCAUGAUGGCGAGGGAGGAGGUGGUCCCUCUCACCACGAUGGUAAGAAGAAGAACAAGAAGCGCCAUGAGGGUGGCCUAGUGGCGGCCGCCGACCGCCUCGCGCUACCUAAGGGUGACCUCAAGGUCGACGCAAAAGGGAAGCAGCCACCGGAUGCCGAUGUCAACGCCGGGGAAAAGGACACCUUCCCCGAGCCCCGAAACUGCCUCAUGAUCUUCGACGGCUUGGACUUCUACGGGAUCCGCAAAAGGAAGAACACAGCCAGGCAGGUACUGAGUGCUGACCCCAUCAUCCUGACCUACUUGAAGUGGUCGGACACGGCGAUUAUCUUUGACAGGACGGAUCACCCCAACCACAUCGGGGCGCCCGAGAGGCUUCCUCUCGUGGUGGCCCUGAUCAUUGCCAACUGCCGUCUGUCCAAGAUCCUCAUGGACGGAGGCUCCAACCUCAAUAUCAUGUACAUCGCCACCCUGGAUGAUAUGAAGAUCCCCAGGUCAGAGCUCCGACCAACUGGGGCCCUAUUCCAUGGGGUCAUCCCGGGGAAGCAGGCGGUCCCCCUGGUGCAGAUCGACCUACCCGUCAUGUUUGGAACCUGCACCAACUUCCGUACCAAGAUCCUCACAUUUGAGGUGGUAGACUUCAAGGGGUCCAACCACGCGAUCUUUGGGAGGACAUGCUUUGCCAAGUUUAUGGCGAUCUCGAACUACACCUACCUCAAGCUCAAGAUCCCUGGGCCCCAAGGCGUGAUCACAGUCAGCGCCAACCAUGAGUUCGCACUUCUCUACGAUGUAGAGAACUGCAAGCUACAGACACAGACCAUCCGCUCCCUCGAGUUCUUUGAGAUCCAGCAUACCACAAAGGAGGUCGCCUCGGACUCCAACAAGGCCUCAACCUCGGGGGCCUUCAAGCUCACGGAGGAUGCCAAGGUGGUCCAGAUUGACCUUGAGGACUCCAACAAAGUGGCAUGGAUUGUCGCCGAGCAUGCCCUCGACAUCAGGCCGGACACCCGACCUGUAAAGCAACGCCUGCGCCACUUCAACGACGGGAAGCAGAAGGCCAUUGGCAAAGAGAUCGCCCAGCUCCUAACAGCUGGGUUCAUCAAGGAGGUCUUCCACCCCAAGUGGUUGGCCAAUCCCGUGUUGGUGAAGAAGAAGAACGACUCCUGGCGCAUGUGCGUGGACUACACGAGCCUGAACAAAGUGGUUGACUCAACCACGGGGUGCGAGGUCAUCUUCUUCCUUGACGCCUACUCGGGCUACCAUCAUAUCGCAAUGAAGGAGUCCGACCAGCUCGCAACCUCCUUUAUCACUUUGUUCGGUGCGUACUACUAUGUCAUGAUGCCGUUCGGACUCAAUAACAUGGGCUCCACAUACCAGAGGUGCAUGAACUGCUGCCUCGACCACCUGGUCGGGGACACGGUGGAGGUCUACAUCAACAACAUCUUCAUCAAAUCCCACAAGACAGAGCAGCUCACCGCCAACCUGAGAGACACAUUUAAGUGUCUUCACCGCUACAACAUCAAGCUCAACCCGGAGAAGUGUGUCUUCAGGGUGCCCAAGGGCAAGCUCUUGGGCUUGAUCGUCUCCGAGCGCGGCAUUGAGGCCAACCCGGAGAAAGUUGCUGUCAUCAAGAACUUGGGGCUGAUCACCAACCUCAAGGGAGGUCAGAAGCUAAUGGGGUGCCUGGCCUCCCUAAGUUGCUUCAUCUCGCGGCUCGGGGAGCACAGCAUGCCUCUAUACAAGCUACUAAAGAAAUCCGACCAAUUCUGCUGGAACGACGAGGCUCAGGAGGCUUUUGACAAGCUCAAAGCCUUCCUGGCCACCCCCCAACCUUGCGAAACACUAGUCAUAGAACGCGAGGAGCUCAUGCACGACCUCAAAGUGCAGAGGCUGGUGUACUUUGUCAGUGAGGUACUGUCCGACAUCAAGGUACGCUCCCCUCAAAUCCAGAAGAUGAUGUAUGCCAUCUUAAUUUCAAAGCGCAAGCUUAUCCGCUACUUCGAGAGCCACCCGGUCAUGGUGGUGACAUCGGCGCCGCUCGGGGAGAUCAUCCAGAACCGCGACGCCUCUAGUCACGUAGCUAAAUGGGCAACAGAGCUCAUGGGCUACCUGAUUAGCUAUGUGCCAAGGACUGCGAUCAAGUCGCAGGUCCUUGCUGACUUCAUCGCAAAGUGGACUGAGACCCAGACCCCCCCACACCUGACCAGCCAUGAGUUCUAG